AUGGGUUUUCAGCUGGAGUUCAAAUCUUCUGCUUCCCCCACGACCAGAGUACAUCUGGUUGAAAGAGAAAAAGCAGAGCGAAAAGCUGAUCUUUUGGAGAAAAUGUUGUCAGGCACUAGCAGAUUCCCUUCUUAUAUGACUAUGAAAGGACAAGAAGAUUUAUUGGAUGUUUUCCCAGUGAAGGUGAGAACAAAUUCCAAGGCCAACAACUUUGAGAGAGACAUUUUUCAUACUGAAGAACCAAAUCACAAGCAGAAAAUUUGGGAUGGAUGUCAACAAGAUUUGAUACAAGAGGAUAAACAAGCAUCAGAGUUAGACAGACAGCCAUAUUCAUGCGGAUGGGAAACUGAAACUGCACAAUCUCAAUAUCAGAAUUUCCUCAGUCAAUUGUCUACUCUUCUGAGUGAUAGCAUUGUUCCCAUACCAGCCACAGAGGAAGCUGUGAAAGAAAGGAUACUGGAAAUCAGUGAAAAUGAACUCUCUUGGAAAUCUAGAACGGAAGGCCUACAGCAGGAAAUUCAGAUGCUCACUAAGCAAUUGGAACAGCUGCAUCAGAUUUACGAAGAAACUGCUCAAGAAUCACCUCAGGGUGGAGAAAAUUAUAGGGAACAAAAAAAACCCUUGAAACGUCUAGAUGCAAAGGACAACUUCAGAACUCUGAAUUCUCAAGUAGAUAAGCAUAACAAGAAGUUCAAACAAUUAGAGAUGUUGUUGAAUAUUCGGCAAAAUUUACAGAUUAUUACAACGCCAAUAUUGGAGGAAAAAAUUCAGAAACUUCAGAAACAGCUCAGUGAUUUGAAAUUAUCAAAUAAAAAUAUGAAAACUCAACUGACAAAAAUAAAUGUCCUUAAAGACAAAACAAUUAUGAAGCUCAGGCAAUCUUUAACAAAAGUUGAAACAAUGAAGGAGAAGGUAGUUAUGAAUAUAGAUGAUUUGAAAACUACAUCCGACUCUGCAGAGCAAGAAGCAAGAUCAGACAAAGAGAAGGCCCGUCAGAUGUUUGAUACUGUCACUCCUGAGCUCUCUAUAGCCAAGAACGAGCUUGAAGUGUCAGGACAAGAACAAGAGCUUGGCGACUUUCGAGAAACUAUUUUGAAGAUGUUGGGAUUUGACAUGAAAACAGCAGACAAAGAAAUCAUCAAUCAGUUAAAGCUUAUUAUACAAGUUUAUGAAAUAUCUAACAAAUCAAAGAUUGCUUCUGAUUGUGCGGCCAAACUGGCGGAGCGACUUCUCGGAAUAGUCCGCUAG
This is a messenger RNA of Urocitellus parryii (Arctic ground squirrel), 1248 nucleotides long. The record is from RefSeq and is a predicted model, not a curated record. Lineage: Eukaryota; Metazoa; Chordata; Mammalia; Rodentia; Sciuridae.